Messenger RNA from Balearica regulorum gibbericeps (East African grey crowned-crane), 1119 nucleotides. RefSeq names its product angiotensin II receptor type 2 (gene AGTR2). Gene Ontology annotation, biological process: neutrophil chemotaxis; positive regulation of cytosolic calcium ion concentration; calcium-mediated signaling. The record is from RefSeq and is a predicted model, not a curated record. Gene Ontology annotation, molecular function: C-C chemokine receptor activity; C-C chemokine binding; angiotensin type II receptor activity. Gene Ontology annotation, cellular component: membrane; external side of plasma membrane. NCBI's taxonomy places the organism in Eukaryota, Metazoa, Chordata, Aves, Gruiformes, Gruidae.
AUGCAGAGCAACUACUCCUUGGUCGUUACCACCAGAGAAACUCUUCAAGUCCUCUAUACAGCACUGACAAACUCAUCGGCUGCAUUGCGCUCACCCCCUCCCUGCCCACUUACCUCUUCAGAUUAUCAGUUUUCACUAAUUCCAGCACUCUUCUCUGUGGUUUUUGUUCUGGGGUUGGUUGGCAACAGCGUGGUGGUUGUGGUACUUUGUCGUCACAGUGGCCCCAAAACAGUUGCUAAUAUCUACAUUUUCAACCUGGCCAUGGCGGAUUUGCUGUGCCUCGCCACCCUUCCCUUCUGGGCUACCUACUACGCACAGGGGUACAACUGGCUCUUUGGCUCUCUCAUGUGCAAAAUCUCCAGUUCUGUCCUGUGCUUGAACAUGUUUGCAAGUAUAUUUUUCAUUACAUGCAUGAGCGUGGACCGGUACCACGUUAUUGUCCAUCCUAUUCGCUCUCAAAGAAGAACUCCACAACAAGCUUAUUUUAUAGCAUUGGUUGUGUGGGGCCUUGCCUCUUUGUCUUCCCUCCCAACUUUUUAUUUCCGUGACACUCAUUACAUUGAAAGCUUGGGGGUCAAUGCUUGCAUUAUGGCCUUUCCUCAUGAGAAUUUUGCAAAAUGGUCUGUGGCAACAGCCUUCCUGAAAAAUGCACUUGGCUUCUUCAUCCCCUUGACAGUGAUCACCACGUGCUACAUGUGGAUCAGAAGGCACUUGCUCAAAGCACAGGACUUUGGGAAAAACAAGCAGAAGAGGGACAAAGUCCUAAAGCUGGUGGCUGCUGUUGUUGUGGCCUUCUUAAUUUCCUGGCUCCCAUUCCACAUUUUAACUUUUUUGGAUGCCUUGGCCCAUAUGAACAUCAUCAUCAACUGUGACGUGACAGGGAUCAUCGACACAGCACUGCCAUUUGGCAUCUGCAUGGCAUUUGCCAACAGUUGCAUCAACCCUUUGCUGUACUGCUUUAUUGGGAACCAGUUCCAGGAGAGGCUCCAUCGCUUGUUUAAGCGACGAGUUUAUCAGUUCAACAGCCAUCAAGAGAGCUCUUCUUUGAGGAAAGGGAGCUGCUUCAGAGAUGCUGAGACCCCCAUGGGCAGGGAAGGGGAGCCCGAGUCCUUGCUGUAG